CCACUUCUCUCUCUCUCUCUACGAUUUCUUAUCUGAAGAGGAAGAAGAGAUCCAAUUCUUGUUUCCCUCUCUUCUUCUCUCUGGACUGAAUUCAAGAUCUCUUAGCUUCAAAUUCAAGAUCUUUUUAGCAUCAUUGUUUGAAUCUUCAAGGAGGGUAACAAAGAAGACGAUGACUACAAUCAAUAACAACCACCAAGACACCAACACCCCGGUGACCGCUCCGGUGAUCACAUCGUCCAAGCAGCCCCUCCCCACGACGAAGAGCGCCGAUACUCAGUCUGUUCUCAAGAGGUUGCAAUCAGAACUAAUGGCUCUAAUGAUGAGUGGUGAUUCUGGGAUAUCUGCAUUCCCUGAGGAAGAGAACAUAUUCUGCUGGAAAGGUACAAUAACUGGAAGCAAAGACACCGUAUUCGAAGGAACAGAGUACAAGCUCUCCCUCUCCUUUCCAAACGAUUACCCGUUUAAGCCUCCAAAGGUCAAAUUCGAAACUGCCUGCUUCCAUCCCAAUGUUGAUGUCUAUGGGAACAUAUGCCUAGACAUUCUUCAGGAUAAAUGGUCAUCCGCUUACGAUGUGAGGACCAUACUGCUUUCCAUCCAGAGUCUGCUCGGAGAACCAAACACAAGCUCACCUCUAAACACUCAAGCGGCAUCGCUUUGGAGCAACCAAGAAGAAUAUAGGAAGAUGGUGGAGAAGUUAUACAAGCCCAUUACUGCUACUGCCUAGCUCUGGAGAUAUGAAAAGGUGUUUGGCAGUUAGUGUUGUUUCAAAAUGUUUCAUUCAUUCUUUUUCUCUCAAUUUUCUACAGUUGGGUUGUCACAGAAAACUGAGAAACGAGAAUUUCAUGAAUAUUUUUGGUUAAAAUUUAUGGUGUGCUAAUGACUUUUUGUUUACUCCGCUCCGCGUGUUGUAUUUUUAUCAACCAAUUGUGUCUAGAUUUACUACAGUUGUGCGUGUAAUGACGCGUCUGAAGUUAAUGGCAUUUCACUUGUUAAA
Molecule: messenger RNA, 994 nt
Organism: Camellia sinensis
Lineage: Eukaryota; Viridiplantae; Streptophyta; Magnoliopsida; Ericales; Theaceae
Product: ubiquitin-conjugating enzyme E2 20
Source: RefSeq, a predicted model, not a curated record